AUGGGCCCACGGCCUUCGCACGUGGUACAAAGGAGCAUGACCUACAUCUUACAUCAAGAAUGGCAAGAGAGAGUUAGGGAAGAGGUGCCAAGGGAAUGCGGGAUGGGAAUUCCUAAAGCUGAUGUGCUUACCAAGUUGAAAGAGGUGAACAUGGUUCUUCUUGAGACUUUGAGGCUAUAUGGUGCAGUAAUGGAUAUGGAUAGAGAGGCAGCAAAAGAUAUAAAAUUAGGGAAUUUGAUGAUUCCAAAAGGUGUACGUGUAACAAUUCAAUUUGUGAAGAUUCAUAGGAGCAAGGAUUUUAAGGUUCAAUUAGAAGAUGAGUCGGAGACUCGACCCUUUGCAUCGCACCCUGACUUGAACUUGCCAAAGAAGUUUGGGAAUUCAGCCAUGUUCAAUGAGUCCAUAGUUAUUGCUAAAUUCCAAGGACGGCCACUUGCUGAUCAUAAAUCAGUAAAGAAUGGCAGGCCUCCUGGUGCACUUCUCCAGCCAUGUCCUCCUCUAGAUGCACCCACAGUUGCAGAGGCAAUCACUUGA
Molecule: messenger RNA, 534 nt
Organism: Dovyalis caffra
Lineage: Eukaryota; Viridiplantae; Streptophyta; Magnoliopsida; Malpighiales; Salicaceae
Source: the annotation of a GenBank genome assembly